AUGCAAUCAGCACUCCUGUGCAACUCCCGUUACUCCUUGUCACAUCUCUAUUUUCUGCUGUUUACCCCUCUUUCCCUUUUCACUUGCCAACUGGCAGCAGAGGGCAACACUGAAAUUGAUGCAAUUAGCACGAGUCGUCCACUCCUAUGGAGCUCUCCUCACUCCGUCCGUAUCACCGCUCUUCACCCCCGUGUGUUCCUCACUCCUUAUCACCGCUCUUCACCCCCGUGUGUUCCUCACUCCUUAUCACCGCUCUUCAACCCCGUCAUUGUUUCACCCAACCGCAGCACUGACAGGGCAGCGGGCAUGGAAGCGCUGGCAGUCAUGCAAUCAGCACGCGUCCAUUCACUCCUUUGCAAAUCCUUUUACUCCUCGUCACCGCUCUUCACCUGCCGUCAUCCCCCGUUCACCCUGUUGUUUCCCAAAUGGCAGCACAGGGCAGCGGGCAUGGCAGCCCUAGAAGUCAUGCAAUCAGCACGUGCCACGUGGCGGUGGUGGGCCAAGAGAAAGCACAAGCAUGGACUGACGGAGGGGAGGAGAGCUGCAGAUCCAAGGAAAAAUGAAGAGGAGGAGGAGGAAGAUGAGGAGGAUGAGGAGGAGGAUGAUGAUGAUGAGGAGGAGGAAGAGGAGGAGGAGGGGGUGGGGAUGGUUGUGGAUGGGUGGAGAGGGGUGUUUGACAUUGGUGUGAGGUGGAGGCAGCUGGUGGACCCAUGCGAGCCUGUCUUGUGGAUGGAGAGGGUCAGAGGCUUUGGUGCGAGGAGGAGGCAGCUGGUGGACCCAUGCGAGCCGGUGGUUUGGAUGGAAACGCUGAGGAGCGCUGACCCCUCUCUGGUGGGGAACUCUGUGACUCCAAUUUCUGUGUUCCGCCAACUCACCACCAAAUAUGCAGACUACUAUAACAGAACCCUCUCUGUGAUCAAGAGCACGAUGCAGCAGCACCACCAUGUGCUCUCCAACAUUCACCUUAUGCCCGUUCUCUCUCUCCCACCACCAUCAGAACCCUCUCAAACCCUCUCAGUGCUCAAGAGCAUGAUGCAGCAGCAUGUGGAGACCCUCUCAGUGCUCAAGAGCUACAUGCAGCAGCAGCAUCAUGUGUUCUCCAAUGUGGAUGACCUGCGCAUUCCCCUCUCAAAGCGGGAAGUCGCCAGGUUUCAGCCUAGUGGGUGUGCCGGCACACAGCCAUGCCAAACUGUUCUCUCUCCUCCACUGCUGCUCACCAACCUUGAAAAUUUGCAUGGCAUUGAGAGGUAA
Molecule: messenger RNA, 1251 nt
Organism: Closterium sp. NIES-65
Lineage: Eukaryota; Viridiplantae; Streptophyta; Zygnematophyceae; Desmidiales; Closteriaceae
Source: the annotation of a GenBank genome assembly